AUGCAAUAGCUUCAUACUAAAUUAAGAGCCUCGUCUGUGCAAGAACAGGGAGAGCAAAGAUCAAAACUCCCUAAUAUUCUGACACCCACAUUUGCAGAUUGGAAAAUCCCUAGUGAUGCUAGAGCUCAUCCAAAAAUUAGCAGAAGAAACCCUCUCUUCAAAUUUGGACUUAUACCACCUAAAAAAGCAACAACACCCUCUUCAUAAACUCAUCAAAACCCUCAUGAUUUUAGGGGACUCAAGUCUGAAGAACAAAGUUAAAGGAUUAAAGAGAUCAUUGUUGAGGAUAGAGUGAGUACAACAGAAACAAACAAUCUUCAUUAGUUUGAAUCUGAAAAAAAAUACUUCCAACUAAGAAAUAGAUCCAUAAGUGGACCUAAGCAUUCCAAUUAAUUGUUAAUAGAAUGCAAAUAAUUAUUUGAUAAUCAGAAGAAAGCAUUUGAGGAAAUAUUGAAGCAAAACAGUCUCUACAACAAGUACUCUAAAGUUAUUGACAAAGAAUAAAAUAUAACAAAUUAGAAAAUAAUGCAAAUUUUUAACUUAUAUAAAUGA
Messenger RNA from Paramecium tetraurelia, 552 nucleotides. RefSeq lists its product as uncharacterized. The transcript has 2 exons. The record is from RefSeq and is a predicted model, not a curated record. Lineage: Eukaryota; Ciliophora; Oligohymenophorea; Peniculida; Parameciidae.